Messenger RNA from Acanthoscelides obtectus, 249 nucleotides. Lineage: Eukaryota; Metazoa; Arthropoda; Insecta; Coleoptera; Chrysomelidae. The record is from the annotation of a GenBank genome assembly.
AUGAAACCAUCUAAACUGCAAGAUCAUCUGAGAAGAUGCCACCCUGAUAAAUCAGAGAAAGAUUUGAAAUACUUUCAAACACUCAAAGAUAAAUUUCAGAAGAGACCUACACUGGACAGAAUGUUCGCUUCGACGUCACAAAGAAAUGAUGAUGGUUUGCGGGCGUCUUACAAUAUCUCGUUACUUAUAGCAAAAUCCGGAAAACCGCAUACCUACUAUCGGAGAGAAGUUAAUUUUGCCAGCCGUUGA